Messenger RNA from Mya arenaria, 2089 nucleotides. Its product is annotated as peroxisomal carnitine O-octanoyltransferase-like. Gene Ontology annotation, molecular function: carnitine O-octanoyltransferase activity. The record is from RefSeq and is a predicted model, not a curated record. The transcript has 12 exons. Gene Ontology annotation, cellular component: peroxisome. NCBI's taxonomy places the organism in Eukaryota, Metazoa, Mollusca, Bivalvia, Myida, Myidae. The coding region runs from base 572 to 2089 and encodes 505 amino acids.
AGCCUCAUAUGACCUGCCUAGGCUGCAAUAUGGUUAAUUUUAUGGUAACUGAGCUCCCAAAUGCUAUUCAAUAUAGUUACCUGUAGAUGAAUUUCAUUAAUUUUAGAAUAAGCAACAUACCAUAUUUUGAUGCGCUUUUAAUGUUGUGCACUAUACUAACAAAACAAUAGGGCAUAGGUUUUAGGCUUUGGUAGAUAUGUAAGAUCUGGCAAACAAAAACAACACGAUUUUAAAGAAGUAUUUUACAUGUGAAAUCAUUUUAAACAAGGGUCAAAUUUGGCAUUAAUUAAAAAUGACAAAUUGGUGUUGUUUCAAGUAUAACUUAAGUUUUUUUAACACCACCAUUCCCAUUCUUUUUCAAAUGAAGUUUUCUGACAGUUAUACUGUUAUGGUUAACAAUUGGAGCUUAUUUUUACCGGAAGUGACGCAAAAUAGAAGUGAUUUACCCAUUUUCAGGAGGCGGUCGAAAAUAGGUUGUGGUCGAAAAUAGGUUGUUCCGGGACAUCUGCAGGACUCAGAUUGGAGUUUGGACUCCACAAUUUUUGUCAUCAAAACUCGAAUUUACAGCCAAAUGAAAGAAAUGGAGGAACGUGAUGUUGAUGCAAUGUUUGUAUCAAAAGAUGUGAAAACAUUUGAGUUUGACCAGGAACUGCCAAGUCUCCCUGUACCUUCCUUACAACAUACACUGGACAGAUACCUCGACUCUGUGCGUCCGCAUGUGACAGAUGAGGAGUACAGACAGACUGAAUUCCUUGCUCAACAGUUUGCCUCAGGCGUGGGCAAGGAGCUCCAGAAUCAACUGCUUUCAAGGGCUGCAAACAGGAAGAACUGGCUGGAGCGUUGGUGGCUGGACUAUGCCUACCUGGAUUUCCGACUACCGCUCUGUCCGCCUCUAAAUUUUGUUGGGCCCGGCCCGUAUUGCACCCACUACCUUUCUGCUAGGCCAGGCUCGCAGAUUGAGAAUGCAGGGCUUCUUGUUCACCUGAGCCUCAACUUCUGGCAUAUUAUAAGACAAGAGCGACUAAAGCCAGACUUGGAUAGUAAAGGUCGUCACAUGACAAUGGAUCAGUUUCGGAGAUUGUUCAGUACAUGUAGAAUUCCAGCACCGCAGAGAGAUCACCUGAACGCUUAUUUCAAAACAGAAUCUGAGGGACCAACACCUUUUCACAUUGUGGUGCAAUGUCGGGGUCGGAUAUUUGUGAUAAAGGCUGUGGAUGACAAGGAGGAACCCUUGACCCCUCUGGAGCUUCAGGACCAGUUUCAGAAGAUUAGGGACCAAUGUGACAACCAGCCUGAGGGGCUGGGGAUAGGGGCUCUCACUGGGGAAAAUAGGACAACUUGGGCUCAGGUACGUAGCCACCUGAUGGCAAUUCAUCCCGACAACUUCCGACACCUGGAGAUGGUACAGAGCAGUAUCAUGUGUGUGAUCCUGGAUGAUACCUCACCACAGGAUGAAACAGAGAUGUGUCAGUUAGCUUUGGCCGGAGAUUCCAGCAAUCGCUGGUUUGAUAAGUCGCUCACAUACGUUGUGUUCAAGAAUGGAUUAGCUGCUUCAAACUGUGAUCACACACCGAUGGACGCUAUGUGUUUGGUAGUGUGUACCUACUAUGUUGACCUUCAGGUGAUCAAAUGCAAAGGGAAAUGGCAGGGCACAAAAGAAAUAAGAAAGAUGGAAGCCCCAAAGGAGCUUGUUUUCACAGUGGAUAACGUGGUACACCGAGCCAUCAGCAAUGCAAAACUCACGUACAACCAAAUAGCGAACAAUCUACAGGUGAAGAUUAACCAUUUUACCAAAUAUGGGAAGACAUUUCUACGCAAGUUAAAGCUCCACCCGGACACCCAUGUACAGAUGAUGUUACAGUAUGCUUAUUACAAACGGCAUGGAAAACCAGCCCCAACCUACCAAACUGGGACCACUCGGAGAUUCUACAACGCUAGAACAGAGACAGUAAGGUCCUGUACACCAGAAGCCAUAGAGUUUGCUAAGGCCAUGAUGGACCCCAAACUCACUGUAAGUCCCGAGGCAGUUACCCCAACAAAUUAUAAAGAUAUUUGGAAGUAUAUCUUUUCUGUGUUUGUGAAAUUGUGA